This is a messenger RNA of Acanthopagrus latus (yellowfin seabream), 2135 nucleotides long. It is a transcript of the gene slc30a8, whose product is annotated as solute carrier family 30 member 8. The coding region runs from base 396 to 1592 and encodes 398 amino acids. The transcript is spliced from 10 exons. The record is from RefSeq and is a predicted model, not a curated record. Gene Ontology annotation, cellular component: plasma membrane. Lineage: Eukaryota; Metazoa; Chordata; Actinopteri; Spariformes; Sparidae. Gene Ontology annotation, biological process: response to zinc ion; zinc ion transmembrane transport; response to glucose. Gene Ontology annotation, molecular function: zinc ion transmembrane transporter activity.
GACAGCUGCCUCCCUCGACAGCCUCCAGCUGAGACACUCUGGCGGUCAUGCUGUUGCGUUUGCACACGGAGACGUAGCGGCGGUGGGUCACAAGGCUGCCUCAGAUUUUGCACCCUGGCUCGGUUUAAGAAGGAUGUCCGGCGGGUUCUGCUGAGCAGUUCGGAGUCAACAGAGACAGAGUGAGAGUCUCUGGGGCUGAAGAUCACAACAGGGAAGUUACAGACUUCAGCGUGGAUCAAGACACCUCCAGCUGCGUCACAUGUGCUUUUAAGUUUUAAAUCUCUCCGUUUUUGUUUCUGUCUGGGCAUUUUUUUUUUUUUUUUUUUUUUGCCACUUUGAGCAUUUUUUUUUUUUUUUUUUUUUUUUACAACUCAUAUCCACCCAAGAAGUCAGUGAUGUUCAAGAAGAAGGAUCCAGAGAGACUUCCCCUGGUGUCAGAUGAGAGGAACAAAUACGUGGGAAGUGUGACCAAACAGGACGCGUUGCACAAAGACGACAAUGGCAUCAUCAAGCAUUGCCACGACAAUAGCCACGCGCAGGAGGACCGCGAGCGAGAGAAGAAGGUCGCCAGGAAGAGGCUGUACGUGGUCUCCGUCAUCUGCCUGAUCUUCAUGAUCGGUGAAAUCCUCGGUGGAUAUUUCGCAGGGAGUCUUGCGGUGAUGACGGACGCCGCCCACCUGCUGGUGGAUUUCACCAGCUUCAUCAUCAGCCUGGUUUCCCUCUGGCUCUCCUCCAGACCUGCCACGCACAAGCUCAGUUAUGGCUGGCAUCGUGCAGAGAUCCUGGGUGCGCUGCUGUCAGUGUGGACCAUCUGGUUGGUAACGGGAGUCUUGGUUUAUUUGGCUGUGGAGCGUCUCAUCAGCGACGACUACACCAUCGAGGGCACCAUCAUGCUCAUUACCUCUGGGUGUGCUGUGUUGGCGAACAUCAUCAUGGCCCUCACCCUUCACCAGUCCGGUCACGGCCACAGUCACGGCGGUCUCAGCUCGCACGGGCACGGUCACAGUCACAAAAAAGGAAAAGGAAAAGGACACAACCACGGCCACUCGAAUAACGACCACGCUGACUUGGAGCAACAUGGAGGCGAUCACGGAAGGAGGGCUCAGCAGGCCAACGCCAGCGUGCGAGCGGCCUUCGUCCACGUGGUGGGAGAUCUCCUCCAGAGCAUCAGCGUGCUCGUCAGCGCCAUCAUCAUCUUCUUCAAGCCAGAAUAUAAGAUUGCUGACCCCAUCUGCACCUUCCUGUUCUCCAUAUUUGUCUUGUGCACAACCUUCACCAUCAUGAGGGAUAUUAUCAUCGUCCUGAUGGAAGGUACUCCGGCGGGUGUGAGAUACAGCGAGGUGCGGGACGGUCUGCUCGCAGUGAAGGGAGUGACAGCGGUCCACAACCUCCACAUCUGGGCCCUCACCAUGAACCAGGCUGUGCUGACUGCACACGUAGCUAUAGAUGAGUCAGCGGAUGCUCAGACUGUGCUGAGAGAAAUGACACAGGCUUGUUUCUCCUCCUACAAUUUCCACUCGGUUACCAUUCAAAUGGAGAGACAGGCCGACCUGAAGCCCGGGUGUACGCUGUGCGAGGACCCCAAGAUGUAGAACCCGGCACCAGCAGGAUGAGGCCAGGCUUUGAUCAAACUGAUGAUAGUUAAGUUGUUCUGCACUGCUCAUUGACCUUUUCUUAAAAUGUUGAUAUUGAAAUAUCUGAGUGUGUGCCUGAAUGAGAGACACAACGCUUCCUCAUGAUGUAAAUGAGUGUGAACGUGUCCAAAACUUUAACAUCAUGAGUCGUCUUUGCCUUUAAGCUCGUCCAGUUCACUGAAUAACAUAAAUUUCCAUCUUCUCUGAAUCUCUACAUUGUCCUAAACACUUUAACUCAACUCUGAUUACCUUGUGGCAUCAGCAUAAAGCACUGUGUGUUUGACAAUUAACCUACCGUGUCACUCUAAGAUCAAGGUUAUACAGUCACAGGCAUUUGCACACAGUCUGGUUUGUCAAUAAGUGAACAACAGCCACCUCAGAAGUACUGUAUAUGGAGCGCAUUAAGUGUAUUUUGAUACAUGAUCACAAUGUCUGUACAGUUGUAAGGUACGAGCUGAAAUGAAUUAUUCAAAAUGAAAUAAAAUAUUCCUUUUUCACAUA